AUGAAAAGCCAAAUCUUUGUCCUACUUUCAACAUUUAUAUUUUCUUUACCAUGUUUUUGCACUCAAAUAAUUUUUAGUGAUGUAAAUACUAGCUUCAAUGUUGUUGAUUAUGGUGCUUUAGGAAAUGGUCAAACCGAUGAUUCACAAGCAUUUUUAAAAGCAUGGCAACAAGUGUGUGGAGCAACUCAAGGAACUCCAACACUCAUUGUACCUCGAGGAAAAACUUUCAUGUUGCAGCCAGUUAUGUUCAUGGGACCUUGUAAAGCCGCAAUCGUCAACUUUAAUUUGCAAGGGAUUAUUACUGCCCCAAACACACUUGAAUCAUGGAAAUCGGGAAAUAGUAACAAGGAUUCAUGGAUCACAUUCUCUAAUAUAAAUGGCCUUGUCGUCAAUGGAGGUGGACAAAUUGAUGGUCAAGGUGCUCCAUGGUGGCAAUGCAAAAAUUGUGACAGACCAACUGUUUUGAAGUUCAAUGAUUGCCAAAAUCUAAAACUUAGUAGAUUGGCACACAUCAAUAGUCCAAGAAAUCAUAUAAGCAUAAAUUUAUGUAACAACGCAACAAUUUCCGAUCUUCAUAUUGAAGCACCAAAAGAAAGCCCAAACACUGAUGGAAUUGAUAUUGCAAGUUCAUCCAACCUUGUCAUUACAACUUCUACGAUACAAACUGGUGAUGAUUGUAUUGCAAUUAAUAACGGUUCCUCCUACAUCAAUAUAACUUCCAUUCUUUGUGGACCUGGCCAUGGCAUUAGUAUUGGAAGCCUGGGAAAAAAUGGAGCAUAUGAAACGGUUGAAAUGGUGCAUGUGCAAAACUGCACUUUCAAUGGAUCUAGCAAUGGGGCCAGAAUCAAGACAUGAAGAAACAUUACAUUCGAGGAUAUUAAUAUUGUUGGAGGCAAUAACCCUAUUAUUAUCGACCAACAAUACGAUAAUCCCUAUUAUACUACUGAUGAUGGAAUUGGAACAGCAGUUAAAGUGAGUGACGUAACUUAUCGCAAUGUGAUGGGAAUCACAGCUUGGAAAGAUGCAAUCCAAUUGAAUUGUGAUCCCAUUGGGUGCAAUGACAUUGUAUUAGACAAUAUUAACAUAACCUCUACUUAUUAUGGCCAAGCAAACCAAGCACUUUCAACUUGCCAAUAUGCACAAGGGACUUGCACUUCUUGCAAUCCACAUGUUUCAUGUCUUUCUGGGUUCCUUUGA
Molecule: messenger RNA, 1197 nt
Organism: Arachis duranensis
Lineage: Eukaryota; Viridiplantae; Streptophyta; Magnoliopsida; Fabales; Fabaceae
Product: probable polygalacturonase At3g15720
Biological process (GO): carbohydrate metabolic process
Molecular function (GO): polygalacturonase activity
Source: RefSeq, a predicted model, not a curated record